Molecule: messenger RNA, 840 nt
Organism: Acromyrmex echinatior (Panamanian leafcutter ant)
Lineage: Eukaryota; Metazoa; Arthropoda; Insecta; Hymenoptera; Formicidae
Product: phospholipase A1-like
Biological process (GO): lipid catabolic process
Molecular function (GO): lipase activity
Source: RefSeq, a predicted model, not a curated record
AUGGUUUUGUUCACCAGUAACAUUCCUCGGGGUAAAUUUAUUGAAGUAAACAAUUCCUGCGAUUUUUUCGAUUCAUCAAAGUCAGUCUUCUUUAUAACUCAUGGUUUUCUUGCACAUUCGUACUGGCCUAAUUUUGAUAAUCUUACUUCUUUACUGUUAAAGAAAGACUAUACGAUAUUUGCGCUAGAUUGGUCUAAUGCAGCAUGCUAUAAUGACCCUAUUAUCAUAAAUCUACUAGCGUAUCCUUUUGCAGUACGUAACACUCGCGAAGUUGGCGACUGCUUGGCAAGCUACGUCAAAUCGGUGAUAAACAUGUGCAAUGUUCCAUUGAAGAAGAUCACGCUCAUAGGCCACAGUCUUGGCGCGCAUAUAAGUGGUUUCGCUGCGAAAAACCUUCAGAAAUCAAAUUAUGGUAAGAUUCCGCUACUCAUCGGAACUGAUCCCGCUGGUCCCUCAUUCUUAUUUAACGAUUGCAAAGACAGAUUUUGCAAAACAGACGCUAAUCAUGUGGUAGCUCUUCACUCAUCAUUUCUCGGGAUACAAAAAUCUAUAGCUCAUCUCGAUUUAUGGUUUAAUAAUGGCAUUUCGCAACCAGCAUGUCCAUUUUUUCAGCUUAACUGCUCGCAUAAUAUAGCUGUUGAAUAUCUGGCUCAUACACUGUUAGAUAAUUGUGUAUAUGUCGGUGUUCCCAUAUCUGUCAUGCCUGGUUGUUCUUCCGAUAUUACUAAAUAUAUUGUGGUGGAUAGCAACAUAUUCGACAAUAACUAUUCUACAACAGGAGACUACUGUGUAUCCGUUACAUCGAAAUAUCCCUACUGUAAGGAAAAGUACAAGCUGUAA